This is a messenger RNA of Chara braunii, 830 nucleotides long. Lineage: Eukaryota; Viridiplantae; Streptophyta; Charophyceae; Charales; Characeae. The record is from the annotation of a GenBank genome assembly.
ACUCGUUCCUUGAGAGUGUGCCUUGCGGCGCGUCGUGCGAGGGGAUAAUCUAUUGGCAGAAUCAAUCAAUCUGCUGAUGCCUCUCGUUGCGAACAUGGAACUGGUAGUGCGGAGUCCUGCACCUGCACCUCCUGCGCAGGCGCAGGCGGCGCCGAAUUCUGCUGCCCCUGACUCUCAGCCAGGCCGAGAGACUGAAUCUGGGACGGAGAUGUUUAUUCGAAUGUUGGAAAUCCACCAAAGGGCUUGUGAAGCUGAAGGGAGAUAUAUUGAAGCUGAUUCAACAAGAAGGAGAAUUAUCGAAGCUCGUGUCACUAAUGAGAACAAGAAACGGGAGCAGAUAACUUCCAAGCACAUACAUGAGCGGCUGGCUUUGGAGAGUCAACAUCUCGCAGAUUUCCAGCAGUUCAAUGAGAAAUGGACUAUGAGGAUUGGUGAUAAUGAAGCUCAGGCUGAAGCCAUGAAAAACGAGCUCAAGGAAAAACACAUGAAAGAGAUGAUGGUACAAAAGGAGAAGCACCUCAGUGCUCUCCUGGAGGUGCGUCCAAAGUUAAGUCGAGAGCUUCUUGACCACAGGCGUAAGCUGGAGCUGUUGGCACAUCAGAAGCAAUACCUUGAAGCAGAGAAAGUAAAAGCAAAAAUUGACGCACUGGAAGCUGAGGAAUUGGAGAAGGCGAAGGCAGUGAAGAAAGAGCAAAAUGCAGCUCUGGAAGAAAAACUGCUGGUAUGUGCCACUUCCGUCCUGCCUGCAUGAUUGUCACUGACAGCUAAGCCCCAUCAGGCUACAUUUAUCCUUAAAAAAGGUAGAAAUCUAGUCUAAGCUGCGACCCGGU